Hipposideros armiger (great roundleaf bat) is the source of this 3098-nucleotide messenger RNA. Its product is annotated as UPF0317 protein KRH_21160-like. The transcript has 2 exons. The record is from RefSeq and is a predicted model, not a curated record. Bases 1392 to 2006 code for a protein of 204 amino acids. Lineage: Eukaryota; Metazoa; Chordata; Mammalia; Chiroptera; Hipposideridae.
UUCCCACCUCCUUUGGGGUGAGCCAAGCGAGGGCCCCCACACUAGGCUCCCAUCUCAGCCAUUCAGAGGGUUCCCAGGGUGCAGGCCCACCUUGUCCGCUUGCCCUCCCCCCUUCCCCACUGCCUCCCAGCCACACUUGGGUUCCAGGGCCUUCUCCAGAAAGCACCUGAGCCCCCACUGCUCUCCUUGCUCUCCUGGGCCUGGCGUGGGGAGUGGGCUGGAUCCCGGGGUGCGCCACGGAAAACGUCCCCACCGCACCUUGUGUCCCAAGGCUGGCACCUUGUGGUGCUGGGGCCUGACCUGGGGUGUCACGGAGGGGUCAGGCACAGCGGUGUGUGAGAGGCACAGGCAGCCUUUCCCCAUGUGCCCAGCUGGGCCAGGCCUGCAAGGCACAGGAGGUGGGGAGGUUUCUGAAGUUGCUUUCCAGAACAAUAGGGCCUCUGACUGCCUGCACUCUGGUCAGGACGAGCAGUGACGCUAACUGCCUGCCCCCCCAUGCGGGCCCUGCACCCAGCCUUCUGGGAAGUGGGUCUGCCCUGCUAUUGCGGCCCCCUGUCCUGUGUCCUGGGGGACCUCAGAGGCAAGGAGACCUGCCCAGCCCACACAGUUGUCGGGGCAGUUGGCCCUGCGAGGACACGCCCAUUGCAUCAUUUAGGCGUGAACCCAGGAUGGGGGUGCUCCAAGAAUGACCAGUGCGUGGACAUGGGGUGUCCCACUCGCACAUGCCCCUGGUUGCAGCUCUGGAUGGAGUCUGGCAGCUCGUUGGCCUGGCUCCCUGUCCAAGGUGACCUGCGGGCGUCAUUACUCAGGGCUGGCUUGGGAGCUUCCGGAGACCCGGGUGGCUCCGUCAACACUUGAUCCGGGCCCCAAUUCUGGGCAAAAGGGCAAGGCCCGGGGGUACUGGGUGGGGCCCUAGAUGGCCUGGGUAGGGCCCAGCCCACUGGAGGACAAGAGCCAGGAGGAGACACAGGCUCCCCUGCCCAACCCAUGCCCUGGGAGUCACCUGGGUCUCCCCAGGGCACCCCUGGGAACAGGCUGCGUGGCCUGGGAGGCUGUGCCCGCCUGCCGCCCGCUGAGAGGGCCUCUGUACUGGGCUGGGCUAAAAAUAGCAGGGCGAUGGCAGGGCAGGGACAGCCGGUGGGAGGCUCCUGGGGAGGGGCCGGGAGGGGGCAUCAGAUGGCAGCCUCGGGCCCAGGACCGGCCGUCAAUGGCGCUGGCGCACCCACCCUGUUCCCGGUGGCCGGCCAGCCUCGGCCCAGCUGACAGGCUAUUUUUUCCCUGCUUGACUAAAUAUGGUCAGGGAGCACAGCCCGAGGGGGCCACUUGGCCGGCUGCGUGUUUGGGAUGCUUGGCCGGGUAUAUAAGGACUGCAAAGGUGAGGCGGGUUCCCGAUGCUCAGGGGGCCCCCACACCCGCUCCGGGCCUCGGGUCAGCCCUCCGCGCCCUCCCCUCCCCCGCUGCCGUGCAAGUGCGAGCCUGCACGCCGCGGCCGGCCCCCUUUGUUCCGGCCCGACCUCUGCCUCGCGCCGACCCCGGCUGGGGUGCAGGGGCGCCCUGCAGACGCGGCCCGGGGCCGGGAGGGGCUCAAGGUGCGCGGGCCGCGCGGCCGCUUCUGCCGAACUCUGCGGCGCGCCCGCCCGCCGGCCGCCCGCCCGCCACUCCUGCGCCUCUCGUGCUUCCUCUCCCUCUCCCUCAAGGUCCCCCUCCCUGCUAAGUCUGCGCUGCUGCAGGAGGGCUGGGGGAAGGGCCGGGGUGCGCAGAGGGGGUGCCGGUGUCUUCUUUCUCUCUGCCUCCCCCACCCCCAAGUGCGGACGCGCCGGGCGCUCCGGCCUCCCCCACCCCUGCAUUCGCGAUUGGCUCCGGGAGAAGGUGGAUGGCGCUGCCGCGGCUGCAGCGGCUGCCGGAGAGCCGCGCGGGGCGCACCGCACCCGAGAGCCGCGACCCUGCGCCCGCAGCCGCCGUCGCCAGCCCGGCUGGAGGGGCUCCGCGGCGACCUCCCUGAGUGACAGCCUCCUUCCAAGUCCCGGCCUCACCUGCAGGCCUGCCCUGGGCCAUGGCGAGGCCUCCGUCCCAUGCUGCUCCUGACGCCCCGUGGGUUCCUCUCUUCUUCCUUCCUGUGGUGGGGACCAACUGUCCAUUGUUUUCAAACUCCCGGCUUCGGGGUGGCUAGAGAAGUUGGUGGGGGAGAGGGGCCGCUACUUGUCCAUCACAGGGAAGUUUGGAAAUGCAGUGGAGGGAAUAUCGACACAGUUAAGUACUCAAAAGUGCUUAGUUUGCCGCUUGCUCAGUUUACUUAAACCCUCUUUAACGGGUUUAUUAGACGCCAGUGAGCACAGGGGAAAUUCAUUAACAGGAAGGCGGCCCCUGCGUUUGCCUGUAAAUUGGUAUUGAUCAGGCCUGGCGGAGACCGGGCGGAGGCCACAAAGAGCCAGGUGGGGACCGGCCGCCCUGGGUGCCCGUGUGAGCUGCCUGCUUGCGCAAGCAUCGUUUCAGGGGCCUCCGCAGAGGUGGUGACGCCAGGAGUGGAGAAGGAGAGGAGGAGGAGGAGGCGUGGGGGGGGGGCAGGGGCCAGCCCCAGUCCCUCGCCAUACGGGUGUCUGCUCUGUGGCCAGGCUGAGGCAUGGGCCACCUCCCAGCAGCUCCUACCGCCCUGGGACUUGGGGUCCGCCUGCAAGUGCCCUUCUCACGCACUUCUUUAAAGACAGAGGCACCGAGCCCCCCCUUGGGUGCCAGUUCCUGGAUGCACAUCACCAGGGACCUGCCCGGGAGUCACCCAGCUGCCCAGGUAAGGCCUGUCCCUUCCUCGGGUCUCCUGGUGCUGUCUCCCCAGUCUGGGCCUGCGGCGAGGGGUGCUUCUUGCUGGUUCUAGCUGCCUUGCUCCCGGACUGCUAAGGGGGAGGGCCCUCCCUGUGCACUUGGCAGGGACAAAAGCACCCAGAUAGAGACGGAGGGUGCUGGCUACGUCUCGGCACUGUGUGGGGAAUGGCACAUCCUUUCUCUGCGGCGAGGGUGGAAGGUGGCAGCCUGGUUCCUUUCUUGUUCCACUGAUGCAAAACUACGCGAAUGUUGGGGUGAUUAAAGGGAUUCUUGAGAUUUUC